This is a messenger RNA of Harpia harpyja (harpy eagle), 3576 nucleotides long. RefSeq names its product proton-coupled amino acid transporter 1-like. The coding region runs from base 870 to 2297 and encodes 475 amino acids. The record is from RefSeq and is a predicted model, not a curated record. Gene Ontology annotation, molecular function: amino acid:proton symporter activity; L-proline transmembrane transporter activity; L-alanine transmembrane transporter activity. Lineage: Eukaryota; Metazoa; Chordata; Aves; Accipitriformes; Accipitridae. The transcript is spliced from 11 exons. Gene Ontology annotation, cellular component: vacuolar membrane. Gene Ontology annotation, biological process: glycine transport; proton transmembrane transport; L-alanine transport.
GCGGGGGUGCUCAGGGAUGCAGGGAGGCGCCGGCAGCCCGCAGGGUGCGCGGGGUGGCCGGUAGCCCCCGUGGGUGCGCGGGGUCCCGGGGGUGCUGGCAGCCCGCGUGGGUGUUCAGGGGUGCAGGAGCGAGCUGGCAGCCUGGGUGGAUGCUGAAGGGAGCUUGGGUGCAGUGACAGGACUCAGGGGUCCGGGGAGUCGCUGGUGGCCAUUGUACGUGGCUGGGUGUGUAGGGGGGUGCUCAAAGCGUGGGGGGUGCUGGCAGCUUGCGUGGGUCCGAGGAGGUCCCUGGGGAUGCUGGCAUCAGGUAUGGGUGCUCAGGGGUGCAGAAGCAUGCUGGCAGCCCGCAUGGGUGCUCAGGGGAGCUUGGGGGUGCUGGUAGCCCAUAUACGUGGCCAUGUGUAUGUGUGUGGAUAUUUGGAGCCUGAGUGGGUGCUGGCAGCUUGCAGGGGUGCCCAGAGGUCCCUGGGGGUCCUGGCAGCCUGCAGCGGUGCCUCAGGUGAGUGUACGGGUCUGCCUAGACCCUGCAUGAGUACCCAGGGGUACGUGCUGGUAGUGCCCUGCAGGGGUGCUGCCAGUCCGUGGGGUUGCCCUCGGAGUGUCUAGGGGUGCCAUGCAGCGUGUGGGGGCACAGCCCCCUGCAGCGUGCACCAAGGUGUGAGGUGCUGGUAAGGGUGCGGGGUGCUGUGUGGCAUUGCGGGGAGGGCAAGCUGGAGGGCGCAGGGAGCCCCACGCUCUGCGGGGUGCGGCCGUGCUCCUGUGUGGGGGAGCUGUGGGGACUGGUGGGGGGUUUGUGCCAAGCAGCCUCCCUGUGGGGAGAAGCCGGGCUGGGGGGACCAGGCCGUGCUGCAAAGUGCUGGAAAGGGACCAUGUCCACCCGGCGCCUCCGCAGUGAGGACUACAACGACUACAGCUCCACGGACGUCACGCCAGAGGGAAGCCCGCCCGGUGGCAUGAACGGCUUCGCCCACCCUGAGUCCUACCAGCGCUUCGGGGAGACCAACGGGACAACGUGGUACCAGACCCUGAUCCACCUCCUAAAGGGGAAUAUUGGCACAGGGCUGCUGGGGCUGCCUCUGGCUGUGAAGAACGCCGGCAUCCUGCUGGGUCCUCUGAGCCUGGUGGUGAUGGGAGUCGUGGCUGUGCACUGCAUGGGCAUCCUGGUGAAAUGUGCCCAUCACUUCUGCUACAGGUUCCAGAAACAGUUUGUGGACUACGGGGGUGCCGUGAUGUAUGGGCUGGAGUCAACUCCCAGCGCCUGGCUGCGGACACAUGCUGUCUGGGGAAGGCGUGUAGUGGGACUUUUCUUGAUCAUCACUCAGUUGGGUUUCUGCUGCGUCUACUUUGUCUUCCUGGCUGACAAUCUGAAACAGGUCAUAUCUGCAGCAAACGGGACCACCAAUGACUGCAACUCGAACAGGACAGUGGCCAUGACCCCCACCAUGGACUCCCGGCUAUACAUGCUUUCCCUCCUGCCUUUCGUGGUGCUGCUCACGUUCAUCCAGAAUCUCAAGGUCCUGUCCAUCUUCUCCAUGCUGGCCAACGUGGCCAUGCUUGGCAGCCUCGUCGUGAUCUACCAGUACAUCGUCAGGGACAUUCCUGAUCCCAGUGACCUGCCUCUAGCAGCAGCCUGGAAGACCUACCCUCUGUUUUUUGGCACCGCGAUCUUUGCUUUCGAAGGCAUCGGGGUGGUGCUGCCUCUGGAAAACAAGAUGAAGAACCCCCGGCAGUUCCCAGUCAUCCUGUACGUGGGGAUGACCAUUGUCACCAUCUUGUACAUCAGCCUGAGCGUCCUGGGGUACCUGCGCUUCAGGGCGGACAUUCAGGCCAGCAUAACGCUCAACCUGCCCAACUGCUGGCUGUACCAAGCCGUCAAGCUGCUCUUCUCCUUCGGGAUUUUCUUCACGUACGCCGUGCAGUUCUAUGUGCCCGCUGAGAUCGUCAUCCCUCCCCUCGUCGCCCGGGUGUCGGAGCGCUGGGGCUGGCUGGUCAACCUGCUCCUCAGGGUGGCCCUGGUCAGCGUGACCUGCGUGCUGGCCAUCCUCAUCCCACGCCUGGACAUCGUCAUCUCGCUGGUGGGCUCCGUCAGCAGCAGCGCUCUGGCUCUCAUCUUCCCUCCGCUGCUGGAGAUCGCCACCUACUACGCAGAAGGCAUGCACCCCCUCGUCAUCGCCAAGGACGUCGCCAUCAGCCUCUUCGGCUUCGUGGGCUUCGUGGUGGGGACGUACGAGGCGCUGGUGGAGCUGGCAGCGCCCGCUGCCGCCGUUGUGAACACCACCAGUACCAUGGUGCAGUAACGGUCCCUCUGCCCUGCCGGCCCCUCCGGAUGCCGUGCUGGGGGUGCACGGGCACCGGGCGCUGCUGAUCUCCUGGGAACGGUCUCCCCUCUCGGGAAACGUGGUGGGUUUGGUCUGUGAGAGGACGGGGCUGCCCACCGUCGCGGCUGCCCAUCUGCAGCAGGGUCCCGUGCUGGGCUCCGGCUGGGGAGGUGGGAUCUGGGCUGGGGCAGUGCCUUCCCUGGGGGCUUUUUGGGCAGGUGAUACAGCAAAACAGCCCCCUCAGUACCUGUGUAAAUAGUCACUUUGAGAGGUGAGGAAUCCUGUGGAUGUAGAUUAUUUUAUUUUAUUUUAUUUUUUUUAAAUCCCAACCUUUCUGUAUUUCCCCCGUCCCUUCAGUCAGGACGGGGAACAGGGACUGCUCUUUUUUGUGCCAGUUGUUUGUUUUUUUUUUUUUUCCCCAGCACUUUAUUUUUACAGCAACAGAAAAACCUCAGCUCAGGUCGGAGAGCAUGGAGCUGCCUCCUCACCUCAGCCUUGUGGGGAGAGCGGGCAGAGCCCAAGGUGCGGAGCACCCUGGGGCCCCCCAGCUUUCCCACAGUGGGAUCCCCAGACGUGGGCGUUGGGUCCUGCUGUGCUCCAGCUCUGUUUCCAGCCGCCUCGGGGGCUGAGCAGUGCCUGGAGCUGGGCACCGGGCACGGCACCUCCCUGGCUUGGGAGGAUUUGCUGAUCCCUGGCCCAUGCUUUCAGUAGUGACACUUCUUUUUCCCCAUCUAGCACGCAUACCUAACGUGUCGCUUUCAGAAGCGUUAGAGAACUGAGGUGUGCACAGAGCCAAAUGGUCUCUGCCCUAACAAGGGUCCGAUCCGGUUGCCUUUGGCUGGCAGCCCUCUCUCUGUGUGGGACGCGGUGUCCCUGGGGGUCACCGCAUGCUGCCCGCACGCCGCAAAAAUACAUCACCUUGUUUACAGUGCCCGAGCUGGCCCCGGCACGCUCCAUCUGCAUCUGCAGGCCGAUACUGAAUGUCAAAUCACAUACAAAAACCCCAUAAUGUGGUGGUUUUUUGUUUUGGGUUUUUUUUUUUUACCCUUUCUUUCCUGGUCCCACUCCCUCUGCAUCCUCUGCCUCCACCUCAGCUCCUGUCCCCAGGUAGGAUGCAGCUCUCUGGCACUUCUCCCUGUGCUCCUAUUGCUUCUUGGGUUGUGGCUGGUGCAUGCCUGGGAGGGACUGUCCCCGCUAUGCUGCUGCUUUCGUUCUUCUUGGUGAGCCCAGCUUCCUCCCUAAAGAGUUUCCUUGCCUU